This is a messenger RNA of Pomacea canaliculata, 3151 nucleotides long. RefSeq lists its product as uncharacterized. The transcript has 14 exons. The record is from RefSeq and is a predicted model, not a curated record. Bases 16 to 2499 code for a protein of 827 amino acids. NCBI's taxonomy places the organism in Eukaryota, Metazoa, Mollusca, Gastropoda, Architaenioglossa, Ampullariidae.
UCACCGGCGUUCUUAAUGUGGUCCCAGGCUAGAGAAAGCCUCGGUACCUUCCCACUGGAUCUGACAGACGACAGUGAGCCACCGUUCAGAAGACAAGUCCAGAAAAGGUGCGUUUGGCUAGUUUCAGUCGGCCAGGUGCGUGACGUGCUGUCGCUGAUGUCUGGUACAAGCACAUCUACCUGGAAACGUCACUCAAAUGGCGUCGACGCAGGAGAGAGUUGUGGCUCUCAUCACUCAGACACCAGAGGAGCGCUCCAUCCAGCCAUGGAGACGGUGUUGCCAUGGUUACAGAGACGCAGUCAGAAACUGAUGGAUAUGGAGCGAGAAACACUCAUGGAGAUUCUGCAAAACUGUUCUUACGAAAAAGCCGCCAAAGACGACAUCAUCGUCAAGCAAGGAGAAAAAGGAGACAAGUUUUACAUCAUAAUAUCGGGCCGCACGUCGGUGUACAUCGACGUCACCAAAUCAGACGACGAUCCGUUCGAGGAGCGCGGGUAUCAGAGACCGAAGCUUUUGGUAAAAUCUGCCCAGAGUGACGCAGCACUAGAGCAUGCUGGGAAGGGCGCCAAGAGAAAUAAAACCUCCAGCAGAGACGUUCUGGGCAAGUUCAUCUCCCAUCUGGAAACGGGGAAGACGUUUGGUGAAAUAGCGCUACUGUCCACGGAUGCUAUUCGCAAUGCAACGGUCGUGGCAGAUGAAGACACGGACUUGCUGGUCAUCAACAGAAUCCUCUUCAAUCGCUGUGUCAAGGCUAAAGAAGAAGCCAUCUACAAAGAGAAGGUGGAGUUCGUGUCCCAGCACAAGCUGUUCCGCUCGUGGUCAGUCAAGCUCCGACGCCUUUUGGAGAUGAGUCUGAAAAAAGAAGUUUGUCCGCAGGGCACCGUGCUGAUGCGUCAGGGUCAACCCCCACCUGGCCUCAUCUUUAUUCUAAGUGGUGUGGCACAGGUGUGCAUGGAGCCUUUACACCACGAAGAACAGUUUCCAGAGUUGUGGGCACCUGUGGGUUCUGUCAGGUCCAAAAACCAGGUGCCUUCAGGAUGGAGGCCCGGAUCCACCCGGAACAAGACCACCCCGCAGGUCGCAGUGCGCAGGCGCCAGGGCUACGCGGCUGCAGAGCGACGCAUGAUGGGAAGGCGAGUCAACCUGUGCUGUGUGGGACCCAACGACAUUCUGGGCGACGCAGAAAUGGCGCUAGGACUGGAGAAGAGCACAGCAACGGUGACGGUGGAGGAGGAUGCUCACGUGAUCAUCCUGAACGCCAAGAACUACGAGCGGCUGGUGUUGCGGAAGAACAUGCAGACAGCUCGCGACCUCACACAGGUGGUGUGCCAGAAACUGGAAGCCCGUUUGGAGAGCCCUCUGGCGCCUCAGGUUCCAAUCAUCCAACGCCUGCACGUCGCUGCUGUUGCACUGGGGCGCCAUCUGGCGGGUACGAAUGUCCGGCAAGGUCGCCGCGUGCGGGGCAAGGGUCAGGUGAGAAGAGAACGGGAUGUGGAGAAGACCUUACUGCGACUGUUCCAGGACGGACACGCGCCGCUCAUCAAACCGCUGCUGUCGGAUUCGCUCAAGUACCGCGCGGCUUCCCUGGCGAGGAUGAAGAUCCUGGCCAGUUCUUUUGGGAGGGCCUGGACCCUCAGGAUGUCCACCUCCAAGCCCAACCAGCGACGACGAAAAAUUCCGCGAAGCAAAGCGCAGCUGAGAAACGAUCUCGAAGCCCAGCGUUUGCUUCUAGGUCGCCCUGCCACCCCGCCGGAAGUCGAAUGCAGAAAAGAAGACGUCACUUCCGCCACUUCAGCGGCAGCUAGGCCAGCCUCGUCCACAGAAGCACCCUGCGACAUCAGCGUGGCCAAACAAGUCACUUCCAUCCGCCCCCAGUCCGCCGGGGAACUGUGGGCUCCCUCCGGGGAGGGAUCAGUGGAUACCACUCCCAUCGUGAGGCUGAAGAGCGCUAACGUCAUCGUAAGAGACUCGGUGAAGGCGGUGCGUCACGAUGCAGGCGGCACCGUCCUGCAAGAACUCACGGCCGUCCAUCAAGCCAGCAAGGACAGCAGACUUCACAUCGUGUGCGCAUGCUCAAGUGCGCGUUCCCAAGGUAACGCUGAACACGCGACAUCCGUGGUCCAAAACGACGACGAGGACAGCAAGGACGGCUUCUACGACUUGGAAACCAGCGACAAGCAGCUUCGCGACUUGGAGGAGAGGAUCGCUACCUUCUGCUCCUCACUCAGCCCCCUCCCGCUCUUCUCUCACUCGGCUCCCCCACGACACCGGCCGCAGGUGAUGGAGCUGAAGCGAUUCGAAGUGCAGGGAUCGGCCGCCAUGCCAGUGCCGGGGGGCGUGGUGUUCGUGCACUGCAAGCCGAGACGUGCUCUACCCUCCCAUGCCCUUGUAGAGGACGCCAGCAGUGACGUCCCAGCAACCAGCAGUGACGUCCCAGCAACCAGCAGCCACCCGCACGUGCGUCGUGUCAUGCUGCAGCGCAGGAUGUCCAGUCUGUGAAGAGUUCGGUGGAAGAAGUUCUCUCUCUCGGAGCCACAACUGAAUUCAAGUUGUUCAAGUGACGGAGGUGGGAUUUGUUGCCUGUGUGUGUGUGAUCUGAGGGAAGUACGUGACCUGACGUGAGGGCAAUGGUCUGUGUACGUCACCUGAUGUAGUCUGUGCGGUUGACAAGGAGUAUUUAUCUCAGACAGAAGACAAAAGGCUGCAAGUUGUAGCCUUACUGUGCCCAGGAGACAGUUACCCGGAGGAAGGUAAUUGCUGUUUACAGCACCCAUCCACAGAUUCGUUGCGUCACCGUGGUUGCCGUCUGCAGGUAGAAUGUGGGACCCAAUCUUCAACAGCAUCUUCUGCAUGUUCCAGGCAGCAUUCACAUCGAUCCUGUAAACUACUGGCUCGUCAAACCGACAAUAUCUGUCCUGCAGAUCGUAGUGCGUGUGCCCGCCAUUGCUUCCUAACAGCUUGAACACGAGGAAUCUAUCGCGACCGGUCUGCUAGAGGAUUAUAGCAUCCGAAGUAGAGAAACAUGUUCUGGUCUCAUUUCUUGAGUUUUGGUGAACAAUAAAACAGGGAAAGAUCCAAUUAAAAGGCAUUGUUCCAAUUUAAUCACUGUGCAUGAAAUAUGCGCCACACUAUUACAAGAACGUAAAAAUAU